Messenger RNA from Eublepharis macularius, 978 nucleotides. Its product is annotated as olfactory receptor 6X1-like. Gene Ontology annotation, biological process: G protein-coupled receptor signaling pathway. The record is from RefSeq and is a predicted model, not a curated record. The transcript has a single exon. Gene Ontology annotation, cellular component: membrane. Bases 1 to 978 code for a protein of 325 amino acids. Lineage: Eukaryota; Metazoa; Chordata; Lepidosauria; Squamata; Eublepharidae. Gene Ontology annotation, molecular function: olfactory receptor activity; G protein-coupled receptor activity.
AUGAUGAAUACUUCCGCAGUUACAGAAUUUGUCCUUUUGGGCUUCCCUUUUCUUCACCCCAUCCGCAGCUUAUGUUUUUUAGUGGUUCUGGUGACAUACAGCCUGUGUGUGCUAGGAAAUGGAUUCAUCCUCACAAUAGUUUUGAUUGACCAGAAACUCCAAACGCCCAUGUAUGGCUUCCUGUGCAACCUGGCCUUUCUAGAGAUCUGUUACACCAGCAUCAUAGUCCCAAAAUUAUUGCAGACAUUUGUCAGUACAAGGACCACUAUUUGUUACCGUUGCUGCAUGGCUCAGAUUUUUUUCAUCUUCUCCUUUGGUGCCAUUCAACUCUUAAUCCUAACUGUGAUGGCCUUCGACCGCUACAUUGCCAUAUGCAAACCACUUCACUACCCAGUCAUUAUGACUAAGAAAGUCUGCAUCCAGCUGGCCACGGGGUGCUGGCUGGUUGGAUUUGCAUAUAAUUUUUUUGAAGCUGUCCAGCUAUGGACUUUGCCAUUUUGUGACUCUAAUGUUGUUGACCACUAUUUAUGUGAUAUUGGGCCAGUCUUAAGUUUGUCCUGCGCUGACGCCCGUUUGCUUGAAUUUCUGGGAUUGUUGUCUGCAGUCUCCAUUGUGAUCAUCACUUUUUCUUUAAUUGUGGUGUCCUACAUUUUCAUCAUUUCGACCAUAUUGCGUAUUCCUUCAUCAACUGGGCGCAAGAAAGCAUUCUCCACUUGCACUUCUCAUCUGGCAGUGGUUUCCAUUUUGUAUGGGGCAAUUGCUUUUAUGUACAUCCGGCCAAAUGUGCGCUCAUCGUUUCACCUGAGCAAGGUGGUAGCAGUAUUGAAUACGGUCGUUGCCCCCAUGCUGAACCCUUUCAUUUAUACCAUAAGGAAUGUGGAAGUAAAGCAAGCAUUCUGGAGAGCUGUCUGUAAAACAGGAGGGCCCCUCAAGAGAAGUUUCUUAGGAAGCAUGGAUGAUAAGGAGGUCUUAGAAUAG